CAAUAGUUUGUGGAUGAAGUAGUGGUGUUCAAUGCUUCAAACCAGAGGUAGAGGAGUGAAGUGCAGAUUGGGUGGGUUACAAACAUUGUGCAGACCACGAUCGUGUUGCAGGUCUCUGCAAGACUCUGCUGCAAUGGUCCCAUUUGACAGAGCAGAAAAGAAGGUUACAGCUGGGGCGGGGUUUCAUAUCAUGCUGAAUUAUCUCCCAGCAGACUUCAAUAAACACGAAAAGGACGUGUUUAGCUCCUAUUCUCGUCUGCAAGAUUAAAAUGGACCAAAAAUGGCUUCUGAUUCUGGUGAUUGUGGUGUCAUGUCAGAAAUUCACUUCAGGGACUUUCAAAGCAAAGGAAGGGAAUAAGAUUGAUAUCAGCUGUACACCUAAAGACACAGUGGCGGCCAGCAUGAUUGUCUGGUUUCGAGUUCUAAGCAAUCACAUGGAAUUCAUUGGGUCUUUCAGCAAAUCUGGCAUAAGAAAGGCCUCAGCAAAAAAUUUUGAUGAGCUCUACACUUACACAAAUAAUCGUCUAUCACUGAAGUCCUUCAAAAAAACCGACGCUGGCCUAUAUGGCUGUGCGUCACUUAUCCAAGGUAAUACACUGGUGUUUGGAGACACAACACAAAUAUCUGCAGAUAAAACUGAAGAUAAAACUGAAGCACCACCAACAUGCACCACCAAACCGAGUGUGCCCAAAAUUGUAACCUGUGAUUGUGAAGGCAAGACAGCAGAAGAAGGGGAGUCCAGUUCUGCUUUUAAUUGUAGUCCAAUAAUGCUGGGAGCUCUUUCUGGUGGCUGUGGCCUUUUUCUUCUGCUCCUCAUCGUCACCAUAUUGUACUGCAAUCGGAUAAGGACACGGAGAUGCCCACACCAUCACAAAAGAAGACCUCGAACGGCACCUCCUGCAAAAGAAGUGAUGCCCGGCAGAUAUGUUUAAUCUAAAUGGUGAAAUUUCAGACACUUCUUUUUUUUCUUUAACGCUAUUGCUGCAUCUUCUCAUCCUAUUUGCUAAAGUCAGCCUAAAACAUUUUCUUUGUUUGUGAAAAUAUGAGAUGGUUUUAAAGUGGUUGUGUAUUCAGCGCAUAAAUGGAAAGCCUUUUAUUGCCAACAUUGAGUUAUAAUUUUCAUGUGGCUUGAUGGCUAACAACACUGUUUUGUCACAGGUAGAUUGAACCCUUUUAAUGAUAAUUGUGUGGUUUAAAGAGUUUAUUUUGCAAAUCCACAUCAAUUCUUAUGGUUACGGGUACGGCUGAAGAUGAUCCUGAGAAGAAUUCAUUUUUGUUUCUGAACUGUGAGCAAUAAUUGUAUAUAAUUCUUUUGAAUUUAAAUAUUUUUUAUUUAAUUUUUUGGGAAGUUUUAAAAGCAAUAACAGUGUGCUUUUGUUUUGCAUUCUGCACACACUAUUUGAAUUGCUGCACUCGCAUUUAGUCAUCAAAACAAUUUAAAGCAAAUUUUUUUUUUGGCUUGUUUAAAAUUACACUUACUCGAAAAGCAUUUGAUUUUAUUCAUUCACAUGUUUUUAAGACUGUAGAGUAAUACUGAAAAGAACAAAUAUGGCACGUUCUUUUGUUUUUGCUUUUAACCGUUGC
Pundamilia nyererei is the source of this 1584-nucleotide messenger RNA. RefSeq names its product CD8a molecule (gene cd8a). The transcript is spliced from 6 exons. The coding region runs from base 270 to 932 and encodes 220 amino acids. The record is from RefSeq and is a predicted model, not a curated record. NCBI's taxonomy places the organism in Eukaryota, Metazoa, Chordata, Actinopteri, Cichliformes, Cichlidae.